Paramecium sonneborni is the source of this 785-nucleotide messenger RNA. Lineage: Eukaryota; Ciliophora; Oligohymenophorea; Peniculida; Parameciidae. The record is from the annotation of a GenBank genome assembly.
AUGGAAGAACACAAAUCAAUUAGACAGGCUGUAACUGUUUUUAAAAUUUGACUAGCACUAAAUGUAAGUUUUAGAUACUAAGAACAAAAUCAAAGAAUUAUCAGAUUUUUUAGCACUCCAAUUUGUUGAAUAUGAAAAAGAAUAAGAAAAAAAAAAAUUAUAAAAAAUCAGAAAUGAAUUGGCUAAGAAAAAUUAUAAAAAUAGAUUUUCAAGUUUUACAAAUUCUUUACAUCGUCCUUAAUUCAUAAAUUAAAUUAAGGAAAACGAUUUAUUUGAAUAAAAAUCAAUUUUUAUUAAUAAAGAUGUCCCAUAAUUAACAAAUCUUCAAAAAUCAUUAUUAAUAUCACCUGAUAGAAACUAAAAUUAAUCAUACAGUACUAAUAUGAAUAAUUUUAGUAAUACAUUAAUUGGAUAGACCAACCAAUAAACAGAAAAGUGAAUUUCCUCCUAUUAGAAAAAGAUUUUUAAGUUAAAGAGAAAUUAGUCGUAUUGAAUUUUGGGAUAAGAACUAUAGUGAAUUACAAGAAAUUGAAUUGAAAGAAGUAAUAAAUUAUUAAUUAAAUAAAUAGAAAAGUAGUCUUUUAUGUGGAAAAAUUAAGAAGCAGAUUAUACAAUAAAGAGAAGUAAAAGUAUUUAAACCUGCAGAUCAAUGUUUAAGAUAUUUUGAUAACAAUAUAUCUUUGAUUUCUGAAAAUCCUAUAACUCAAAGGUAAUUAAGUAAAGUCAUAAGUCUACCAAAAAUAAAAGAAAAAAAAGUAUGGAUUCCUAAUAAUAAUUAUUUUUGA